AUGGAAUCCACCAGCAUUCGGGAGGAAGAGCAGAGGCGGGAGGUAGAAUUGGUCGCAGCUCGACCGAGGGUCCAAGUCGGACAUGGUCAUUCUAUCGCCACUGUGGGUCAUCCGACCUACGACGAGACACCCCUGGACCUUUCUCUUGGCCUACACUUCAGCUCCGAGACUCAAGUCGUCGAGUACGAUGAUGGUCCCGACAGUGACAUUAUCAGAGCCUUCCGUGAUAUGGAACUCUCCUUCCACCGCACGAGCCCCUACGGUGUCGAUGUCCGGAUACAACUGAGCUUCGCGACUACUCUCACCGAGCGGACGCUUGGUCUGACCCCUAUCCCAUCAGUGAAUGCGAACUUCGACUACGCCAACAAGCUCGAAGGUGCAGCAGCCUGUACCGGCCGCUUUUGA
Aureobasidium pullulans EXF-150 is the source of this 405-nucleotide messenger RNA. RefSeq lists its product as uncharacterized. Bases 1 to 405 code for a protein of 134 amino acids. Lineage: Eukaryota; Fungi; Ascomycota; Dothideomycetes; Dothideales; Saccotheciaceae. The transcript is spliced from 3 exons. The record is from RefSeq and is a predicted model, not a curated record.